AUGACCGUCUCACUAGACACCCCUCAAAAUGGCACCACCACACCCCAAACUCCAGCCCACAACCCCUCCCACGAAGAGCACCAAUACCUCAACCUAAUCCGCCAAAUCCUCGCCGAAGGCGAACACCGCCCCGACCGCACCGGCACAGGAACACGCUCCAUCUUCGCCCCGAACCCCAUGCGCUUCAGCCUCUCCAAGCCCGACCCCUCAAACCCCUCCGCAAAGAUCCCCGUCCUUCCCCUCCUCACCACAAAGCGCGUCUUCCUGCGCGCCGUCCUCGCCGAACUCCUCUGGUUCAUCUCCGGCUCAACAUCCAGCAUUCCUCUUUCCGAAGCAGGAAUCAAAAUCUGGGAUGGGAACGGAUCGCGCGAGUUCCUUGACAAAGUCGGGCUCGGACACCGCGAAGUCGGUGACCUCGGACCCGUCUAUGGGUUCCAGUGGCGCCACUUCGGCGCCGAGUAUGUCGACGCGCAUGCGGAUUACACGGGGCAAGGCGUGGACCAGCUCGCGGAGGUUGUGAGGAAGAUCAAGGAGACGCCGUUCGACCGCCGGAUUAUCAUGAGCGCGUGGAACCCGGCGGAUCUGAAGAAGAUGGCGCUGCCGCCGUGCCAUAUGUUUGCGCAGUUCUACGUUUCCUAUCCGGAGGGCAUUGAGGACGGGAAGGGCAAGGGGAAGGGCGAGCUGAGCUGUCUGUUGUAUCAGCGCAGCUGUGAUAUGGGGCUGGGCGUGCCGUUCAAUAUUGCUUCUUAUGCGUUGCUCACGCAUAUCAUUGCGCAUGCGACGGGUUUGAACCCGGGCAAGUUGAUUCAUACGAUGGGCGAUGCGCAUGUUUACCUUGACCAUGUGGAGGCGCUGGAGGAGCAGUUGACGCGUGAGCCUACUGAGUUUCCUGAGCUGAAGAUCAAGAGGGAGGACCGCGGGAGCGGUGUUAUCGAUGGGUGGAAGGAGGAUGAGUUUGAGGUUAUCGGGUACCAGCCCCAUAAGGCGAUCAAGAUGAAGAUGAGUGUUUAG
This is a messenger RNA of Aspergillus mulundensis, 1011 nucleotides long. Its product is annotated as thymidylate synthase. Gene Ontology annotation, cellular component: cytosol; mitochondrion. The transcript has a single exon. Gene Ontology annotation, biological process: dTMP biosynthetic process. The coding region runs from base 1 to 1011 and encodes 336 amino acids. The record is from RefSeq and is a predicted model, not a curated record. Lineage: Eukaryota; Fungi; Ascomycota; Eurotiomycetes; Eurotiales; Aspergillaceae. Gene Ontology annotation, molecular function: thymidylate synthase activity.